Penicillium angulare is the source of this 2829-nucleotide messenger RNA. RefSeq lists its product as uncharacterized. The record is from RefSeq and is a predicted model, not a curated record. Bases 1 to 2829 code for a protein of 942 amino acids. Lineage: Eukaryota; Fungi; Ascomycota; Eurotiomycetes; Eurotiales; Aspergillaceae. The transcript has 4 exons.
AUGGCGCAGCUUUUGGCUCCAUACAACAACUCCAUGCGGCUUGGUCAAGGCUUCAACUCCUAUACACAACAAACAUGCCUUGACCAAGCUGUUCUCCCAGAUCCAACCUUCGCCCAGUCCGAUGCGUUGAGAAGGAAAGCUGGCGAUGCUAUUAAUAGUCCUCCGGUCAAUGUUGAUACACCUGCCGCCGCCGAUCCUGGCACUGACAGCUCAGUAUCUGGAAGCAAGUUACUUGAUGAUGUCGAAUCUGUCAGCGAUUCGGGCACUCAUGUUGAUAUAAUCGAAAAGGCACGACAGGAAGUUUUGAAAGAGUCCAAGAAGGACCCCAACUCUGGACUCAUUGUGCCUUCCUGGGUCAAACCUCAAAUCGUGACAUACUCGUCGCGUUUUGUGGACAAGCUGAGUGAUGUGACAGAUGCAAUGAAUAUUUCUGGUUCCUUGUCUAUCAAAACCGCUACCAUCGGUGGAAAGGCCAAUGGUUCUUACGUCGACAGUGACAAGUUCAAGUCCAGUGAUAUAAAUUUCCAUCUGCAGGUCAAAGUUACCAACCAGGUCGUUGAACCAGGUAACUACUGCAUUUUCAACAAGAUUCCUCAAAUUCACCAAGAGAGAUUCAACGAGAUUUACGGAGAUACCUUCAUCUCCGGUUGGGAGUCUGGUGGCGAACUGAAUGCCAUUAUCUCAAUGAAAAUUGCCGACAAGUCCAAGGUCUUCGAAAUCAAGGCCCACCUUGAAGCAGAGCUUACCACACCUAGUCUAUCUGGUGCUGUCAGUGGCAAUUUCGAGAUGGCCAAGAAGAACAUUACUUCGGAUACUGAGACAACCAUUGCGGUUAACUGGUCAGGGGGUGGCCGUAUCAAGGACCCCACUGAAGACUGGAGCAUUUCCAGUUUGAAGAAGGCUGCCGCUGCAUUCCCAGAUUUGGUUGCAAUCACUCCUCAGCGUACUUACGCAAUUUUGACCAAAUACAGUGCCCUUGAGAGCUUCCAUUUGCAAAACCCAGACUUUUCGCCUCUUGACUAUGAGAAUGCGGGUGUCUACACUGGCUCCUUGCUAGACAACUACAUGGAUUACAAGUCUCUCUGGAAGCAGAUUUCAUUUGCAUCUUACGAGUUGGAGAGCAACCGUGCCACCAUCGACUUGGCCCAGCCUUCUCAGGAUGUUUACGAUCUAGCCAAGGUCAAGGGUCCACUGCCUCCUGGAAAAAGAAGUGCACGAAAGCUUCUUCAAGCUAGUACGAAGGGAGCCCUUGCAGUUGCACAAGAAAAGGACACACCUGUGCCGUCUAACCCGACGGAAACUGAAGAGUCCGUCCCAGUUUUCCCAGCAUCGUUUGCUGGCCUGAUCCAAGCUCGCAAGUUGUGCCGCAUGGAAAUGGCUAAAAUCGUCAGUGAAGUUGAUGCCGUGGCCGAGGACCCCUCGGUCGCAACUGAUGUAACUCGCGACUCAUACUUCCUUAAUCCAUUGAUCUUCAAGCAGCUCGUUCCGAUUGUUCGCUCUCUAUCAGCUGAGAAUGCUAUUUACGGUGUCAAAGAUCCCAGUGCCACAGUCAUUCUGGGUUAUAACCCUCCUGCUCAUACAACCACCGCUCUUGUUCCUGUUUAUAAGUUUAACCUCCCCAUCGACAAGCAGGACCACCGCUUGCAGGCUUCCAUUAGAAAGUGCGCGGCCAAAGCAGAAGACUAUCGCGUACAUGGCACUGCUGGAGAAGUUGAGCAAGUGCACGAAAAUGCUAAGAUGUUCAAUGCAUUGGAGACAUUGAACGCAACCUUCUGCCCAAGCAGUAUUGGGGUUUGGGCCCAAAAUAACAUCGUGCAGGGUAUCCAGAUCACCUACACCAAAGGAGACAAGAUUUCCUUCGGAGUAUGCAACGAUAAGGUUCCAGCCUCUCAUCAGCUUAACCUCGAUAUUAAAGUUUCCGAAGCGGUUGUCGAAAUCAACAUCAAGACUAGCACUAAGGACAGUAAGAAGUACAUUGCUGCAAUUAGCUUCGCGACAAAUGCCUGUCAACUCCUGGACACCUUUGACGAAAAGAAAGCAACAGCCGAGGACAAAAUGGAGACAUUCCGCUAUGUGCGCUGUGAUGACCAACCAUGGACGCUGCGCGGAUUCUUUGGCUUCGCUGACAACGAGCAUCUGACCAGUCUUGGUGUUGUGUGGGGUAAGGACAGCUUCGUCCCCACUCUCAACUCGCUCCUCCCAUCACCACUGUGCAGAAAUCUACUCGGAAUGAACCAGGCUAUGCAGAAAGAUGUCCUUGGUCACAUGGCCCGUUUGCAAAACAGGAACAAAUUCAUCAUGGGCGACUUUGUUGCCACUGGCAUUAGCUCUGAAAAGCCGGUCCUCUUCAACGCUCUCACCGAUGUAGAGAGUACCUGGACAAUCGCCAAGCUUGGCUUCGCCACUGCCAACAGCGGGCCGGGCCAGGGCAAACUUAGUGGUCUGAAGGUCUCCUACACGAACGGUAGAAGCCUGAAAUAUGGUGCUUAUCCCGAGAAAGAUGAGGAUGCUUCUUGGGUCUGUGAGGUUAACUCACCAAUUGUGACGGCAAAGCUUGUCACCACCAAACCCACCCAUAACAGCUCGUUCAUUAACUCUGUUGAGUUCAUACUCGCUGCGGAUAACCUGGGCCAGCUCCCUGGAUGGCCACUAGAUGUUGGAACUGUACGUUUCUUGAGUGAUGAGGGUGAGCAGAGCGCGAGUGAUUCCCCUACAUUAGUGGAGUCUGCACCAAAACCUGGUAAAACUAUUUGGUCCAUGAAGGGUUUCUACGGCGAGCAUAGCUGUGAGCUCAUUACUCAGCUCGGUAUUGUCUGGGGCCGUUCUUGA